AUGGCGUCUAGUGACUGUCACGCAGAUCAACAACAAGUUUGUCAGAAUCUAUGCUCUUCGUUUCUGACGUCAAGCAGUUCUGUUACAUCACAAGCAAACGAUUUGACGCAAGGGCGGCCUGGAAAACGAGGUCCAACUGGGCCAAAAGGCGACAAUGGAGAAGUUGGUCCCUACGGAAUCGUAGAUUACGACCGAGUUGGCGUUAUGCUGGAAAGAAAAGUUGGCAACGCUGUUGCAACAAUCAAUACUCGUGUCGAAGAAAUGGCAGAAAAAUUAGAAACAGCACUGAUCAGAAUUAACGACACGAUUGAGAAGUUAGAAGAAAAAAUUUCAGACCAUUGCUCCACGCUGUUAUACAAUGAAAAAUGUUUUGAAGUCAUUUUGCAUAAAGAAUCGGGUGUUCAGUAUACAGAGGGUGGCAAUCUGUGCAAGUCCAAAGGUUGGAAGCUUGCAAAUAUUUACUCAAUGGAACACUACAACCUAAUACUUGAAUACUUACGCAAAGAAUCAGGAAAUAUUUAUGUAUGGCUUGGAAUGACCUACAACACAAGAACUAAACGUGUGAUGCUUUCAAACGGAGCAAGAGCACCCACAUUUCCUUGGCACACCGGCUAUCCUAAUACUUUGCCAGAAGAAAAUUUGAUAGGCUUGGCCUCCAAAAUGAAUCCGCAGUCAAUAACUCAAGGUUUACACAAUGCUAGUCCAGGAUGGACAAGAAUGGGAGCUUUGUGUGAAUAUUAAUUAAAUUGAUGAACAACCAACCCAAAACAAGUUUACGCAACUUGUUACACAAACUUAUAUCAUAAACAGGCUGGGGAAAUUUUAUUCAAGAAUAAACUCAUUACUUAUUGGAAAGGCUUCACUAUUCGGGUGUUUAAAUAUGUUGCCUACUACUACAUCUCACUACUACUCAAUGUAUUGCUAUGUUUAUGUGUGUGUAAAAAUAAUUUUUGGUGUUAAUUACAAUCAGAAAACCUGUGAUGUGCACAGAUAAUUUAUCUUUACGAUUUCAACGAAAACAUUGGAUAUGAAUAGUUUUAAAAUGUACUACUUGUUAUUUAUUGGUGGGAUUCAACAUUUUAGGAACGGGUUCUCUUUUGUAUCGAUGACAACCGCUUUACAAGAAUCUAGUACGCAACUUGCAAAACGCCAAAUCGGUGGUGCACGUAAUCCGUUUGCUGAUGUCGUCAAACCCUGACAUGUGCAAACUACGGCCUGCGGGCCAAACACGGCCCGUUAAGUAAUUCAAUUUGGCCCGCCUGAUGCUGACACAACCAAACUAAAACUGAUGUUUGCCAUUUUUGGA
Styela clava is the source of this 1306-nucleotide messenger RNA. RefSeq lists its product as uncharacterized. NCBI's taxonomy places the organism in Eukaryota, Metazoa, Chordata, Ascidiacea, Stolidobranchia, Styelidae. The record is from RefSeq and is a predicted model, not a curated record.